GAUGAACAUGGGGAAAUUCAAGUUCUUCCUACUGCUGCUCCUUAUACUUUUGCAGUCAUGCACAAUCGCAGCAGAAAAGCUCAACAUUGAUAGUUUCAGUACAUUUUUCGAUGAGAUAUACAAAUAUACGGAGUUUCCAAGAUAUCCAGAUCAAUUUGACGACGGAAAAUGAUUUUAACAUAUACGUAAAGAGCAAGUAUAGCAAAGAAGAGUCGUUUGGAGAGAAAAUCAAGUUGUUUCUUUAUGAUUGUUCGGCAACACGUUUAUUAGUUAGCAAAUCCGACGAUGAUUCUUCGUUUGUGUGGAUAAUACUAGUAGUCUGCCUUGCCGUGACUAUUAUCUUCAUCAUGUGUAAUUUGCUGUUCUACUUCAAGCUUAAACAGACUCGAAGAAUGCACCGUGAGUCUUUAGAGAACAGGAAAAAACAAAGCGUGAUUCAACCUGAAAUACAAGAAGAGAGAGGCCUAGAGGAUGAUUUGAAGCAACAAGUAUUUCCCAUGCUAUCGGUACAUCCAGAUUGCGAUGAAAUGGAGAAAGAUAUUAUAUUUAAAGAUAACAUAACAUUAUCGGUGAAUUGAAAUGGCUUCGAUUGUGAUUAAUAGCUGGCCCCAGUCUCAUGCAUCACAUUUGAAGAUGAACAUGAGGAAAUUCAAGUUUUUCCUACUGCUGCUACUCCCAUUGCUGCAGCCAUACACAAUCGAAGCAAAAAAGCUCAACAUUGAUAGUUUCAGUACAUUUUUCGAUGAGAUUGUGGUGGAUAUAGAAAAUACCAGUACCUGCAAAGGGCCAUAUAAGAUACAUGUUAAUGGAACAAGUGUGAAUUGCGAGAAUUUAAAGUGCAAACAUAAUUUCAAGAUCUCAAAUCGUACCGAAUUAGAAGUAAAGGUUUUUGGAGUAUCCCAAUGCGAAUCCGAUACAUUUUAUGUUAGAACACCAGCAAUGACGACUGUAACAUCAGAAACGAUGAUGAACGAAGUUAAAUUGAAGUUAAAAGUAUCUGAAGAUGUAGUGGAUCAUUAUUACGUCAGAUACGUAACAGAUAAUCGUAUCUUCGGCAAUGAUACAAUCAAUAACACUAUGGAUAACAUCGUACUUAAAAACUUCUCGAAUCCCACUAACCCAAUACAGAUUCAACUUAAUAAGGGAAAUAAUGUUAUGUUUGUUUCCGAACCUUUUAAUAUAUAUUUGGACGGGAUUGAAUUGGAGGCUGCUACAUAUUUCAAUGAUAUAAUUAUCUUAUGGACACUUCAAGAUUAUUGCAAAGCGAAUCAGUAUAUAAUUACUUAUAAUUCUACUAAUGAUAAGAGUAGUAAAGUAUUGAAGACGAAUAAAUUAGCUUACGUGGAAGGAUUCAAAUAUAACGAUAAAAUAAUUUUACAGGUAACAUCAAAGGAUGGAUUAUGUAAAUCCAACGUUUUCAGUCUGUCAACCCCAGAAUUAAUUAAUAUAUACACAACGAAUGUGACGUAUAAUUCCUUCACUUUGGAGUGGGACAAAGAUAAAGUGGCGAAAAACUAUAGGAUUCUUUAUACCAAUGCAAAACGUAUAAUGGAAGAAAAUAUAACUGGAAAUAGUUUUGUAAUCGAUAAUUUGAAAGAAAAUAGUAAUUUCAUUAUUAUGGUGGAACUUUUGGAUGGCAAAAAGGUUAAAUAUUUGUCAUCUACAAUAAGACAAAAGACGCUGAUUUCAGGAAAUGUGACUGCUGUCAAGUACUAUACGAAUGGGACGAUUAUGGGAAGAGUAUCCACUAGAUCUAAAAUAAGUAGCUUUACUGUCUUUGCAGGGAAAUUGGCGAAUCACUCGUUCAAAGGCAAUGAAUUUCAAUUUAACACGAAUUUUACUUUGGAUCUUAAAUCCGUAACGGUGCUGGGUUAUAACAAUAGAAAAGUUGUCUUUAGUGCAACUGGCAUCAUGAUGGUCUAUCCCCCAGUGGGAAAGUUGACGGAGGUGAGAUGUCAGAGGGGAGAUGUGUUUAGCAUUUUUGUUAAGAAAGUAGAUUUUAUGACGACAGAUUCCAAUAACACAAUUGUCGUGGAGGCGCUCAACGGUACUAUACUUUACGAUACAAAUAUUCGGAGUUUCCAAGAUAUCCAGAUCAAUUUAACGACGGAAACUGAUUUUAACAUAUACUUAAAGAGCAAGUAUAAGAAUAAAGAGGUGUUGGGCGAGAAAAUCAAGUCUAUGGUUAAUAAUUGUAUGCAAAAUCGUAUAUUAAUUAGCAAUCCCGAUGAUGAUACUUCGUCUGUGUGGAUAAUACUAGUAGUCUGCUUUGCCGUGACUAUCAUAAUCAUUCUGGUGAUACUUCUGCUCUACUUCAAACUAUUUAGGAAGAAAAGCUUAUCGGAGGUGUACCAGAUGCUGCCGUUAAUCAGGAUUGCCUCCAACCAAUUGAGCGCUGCAAGUCUAAACAUGUUCAUCAAGGAUAAGAACGUCGUGGACAUGCUGGAAACCGAAUUCAAGUCGAUUCCGUACAACGAGAAUGCGAAAACUAUCGGCCGUAAUUUCGAAAAGAAGAACCGCUACAGGAACAUCCUGCCCAAUUACAGCACGCACGUACACUUGGAUCUUUUGCCGGACGAUGUUGACUCAUGGUACAUCAACGCUAAUUUCUUGCAGAAUUCGAAGAAUGAGAACUCUUAUAUAGCGACGCAGUGUCCGGUCGCGGACAGCGUCUCGGACUUUUGGCGCAUGGUCUGGCAGAAUGAAGUGUCCGUUGUGGUGAUGUUGACGAACCUCGUGGAGAAUGGAAACACCAAGGGCACACAAUAUUGGCCAGAGUUGGAUACCGCAAUGAACCUGACCGCCGGUUUGGCUGUGUCCUUGGAAGAGGUGCAGGUGCAUUUGGAUUACACAGUGAGGACGUGCAAAUUGAGGAACGCGGAGGGCUUCAGCAAACUCGUCAGACAGUUCCAUUUCACCGCCUGGCCAGAUCACGAGAUUCCCGUCAGGCCGAGUUCCUUCGUGGAGUUUGUCAGGGUCGUCGCAAACUAUAAAAAUACGAGUUAUCCGGUGGUAGUGCAUUGCAGCGCUGGUAUCAACAGGACUGGUGUCUAUAUACUAGUGGACAGAUUGUGGGAGCAAAUCAAGUGGAAUAUGCUAAUCGAUGUUCCCAUGACUUUGGCUCAACUUCGGAAGGAACGAAAACGCUUGCUGAGCGAAUUGCUGCAAUACAAGUUCGUCUACUGCGCGCUGAACGAGCUGGUGAACGGCGAAUCCACCAAUCUGCACAUGGACCAGCUGAUGACUCGCAUUCCAGAAGAAGAGCUCCGAUACGUUAAUGACAACAAUUACUGGCUGGGCGUGAUGGGAUGCGCCGUUCAGCCUGGUUACGAGUUGAACAAGGCGAAACAUCGGAACCAGAACAAACCCUUCAGAAGUAGAACUGGAGUGCUUUAUCUGGAUAGGUUACAUUCGGACGAUCAAUCCUACUACAUCGCAGCGGUGAAAAUCAGCGGUAGAAGGGCAAAAUCGAUGAUCUGCACGCAACAACCACUAAGCAACACAGUGUUCGACUUCUGGAGAUUGAUAUAUCUGCACAAGACCGAGAUCAUUUUCGUGCUGCACACCAUAGAUGUCCUGGAAAACGUUUUCUGGCCCCAAGAUGGUAACCCGUUCGUUUUGGACAACGUACUUUCCGUUCAUCUGCUAGAGUUCAGUGAGGAACCGCUUAUACAGGUAUACAAUUUGGAAGUGAGAGGAAAGGACGGUAACAUCAGCGUGACUCUGUUGCACUUCGAGGCGUGGCCCAGCAACAAUUUUCCGAAUUAUGAGAACUUCUUGCAGUGCUUUGAUAUUUACAGGAGUUCGGAAAUCGACAGGAACGUGGUUUUAGUUUGCAGUGACGGGGCCAAAGGUUGCGGUUUACUUUUGACCUUCCAAGAUGUUCACGAUCAACUCACCAACGAGCAAAUGUGCAAUGUCUCUACGACUAUUAGAUCUUUGAGAUACUAUAGGGACGAUUUCAUGGAUGAUCUAGCACAAUAUGAAUUCCUUUUUAACGUUAUAAAAUAUAACUUAUCUGAGUAUUCCAGCAGCGUAGAUGUACCGGCAAUUCAUUGAGCAAUAAGAAUUCAUGAUAUUUCUAUUCGACGUUCAAUUUAAAGUAUUAAAUUAAUUACACUUGUCGGUUAACGCUAGUCCUGCAGUUUUCGUUGCCCAAAAUGCUUGUUUAUUAUAUAAUUUAAUUGUAAAUGUAUUAUUAUAUUAAUUUUUAUAAACAAUUCAUAUUUGUUAUCAUCCAAUCUGUGGGGAAACCCUUCUAAUCUAAUCAAUAUCCGAAAAAUUAAGGCCGUGUUCCACAUU
Molecule: messenger RNA, 4302 nt
Organism: Nicrophorus vespilloides
Lineage: Eukaryota; Metazoa; Arthropoda; Insecta; Coleoptera; Silphidae
Product: receptor-type tyrosine-protein phosphatase epsilon-like
Exons: 23
Coding region: 580-4059 (1159 amino acids)
Biological process (GO): protein dephosphorylation
Molecular function (GO): protein tyrosine phosphatase activity; protein binding
Source: RefSeq, a predicted model, not a curated record